CUUAAAGAAAAAUAAAGAAUGAAGCGCCUUGCAGCCAUGGUGCUCUGGUUUCUCCUUAUUCCUACCUUAGCAUUUUCCUAUCUAAUAAUUCCACUGCCGCCAUUGGUGGCAGGAGCCUCCGGUUCCAACAUAGCGCCACCACCACCGGCAUUGCCAGCAGCUCCAAGGCCGGGCUGCCCUAGCAUGUGCGGCAAUGUAAACAUUCCCUACCCAUUCGGCAUCGGGGUCGAAUGUGCCUGGCGGCCGGGCAUGGGCUUCUCCAUCACUUGCGACCAUAGCUAUAACCCUCCAAGACCAUACACAGGCGACUUCGAGGUCAUCAGCAUCUCGUUGGAGGCCGGCGAGAUGCAUGUCUUCUCCGACGUGGCCUACAUCUGCUACAACUCAUCCACCACCACUGCAUCCAACGGAGUCAGCGCCUGGACACUCAGCUUCAACCCCGCAUUUCUCAUCUCCCCAACUCGCAACAUCUUUACAGGCAUCGGCUGCGACGCGAUUGCAUUUCUAAACGGCAGAGAGGAUUUCAGCUUCUUCACUGGCUGCAUCACCUCAUGCAACAGCUUGCAUGCAGCGGCUGAAGACGGCGAGGAGUGCACGGGGCUUGGCUGCUGCCAGAGUUCCAUCCCAACCAACCUCUCCACGAUAAAGAUCUACUGGGGGAACAACGAGAGCUAUACGCCUACAAAUCUAGCGUGGGAAUACAGCCCCUGCAACUACGCUUUUAUCGGGGAGAACGACUGGUACCACUUCAAUCAGAGUGAUCUCAAACGUGAUGCCAAUAACAAGACCUUUAUUGACCGUGUUGGAAACAGAACCAUCCCCAUGGUGCUUGAUUGGUCCAUCAGGGAUGGCAUGUCUUGCCAGGCACCAACAAAGGAUUAUGCUGGGGCACCGACAGCUCCUGCUUGCAUCAGUAGAAAUAGCUUCUGUGUUAACGCCGCACACGGACCUGGGUACCUCUGCAAUUGUUCCAAGGGCUACACGGGCAACCCCUACGUCACCGAUGGCUGCACAAACAUUAACGAGUGCAAACUUCGAAAAUCAAAUCCUGCGAUUUAUGAAAAACUUUGUGGCAGUAAUAGCAAAUGCCAUGACACACAGGGCGAUUACGAGUGCAAAUGCAAAUUUGGACACAAAGGAGAUGGUAAAAGUGAGAAAGGAUGCCAGCCCAUAAUUGAAGGAUAUGCAAUCGCUAUAGUAGUUACAUUGGUCUCCCUCACUAUUCUGGUGAUCCUACUAUGUCUUCUGUACAUGGAGUACAGACGACGUAUUCGGAGAGGGCACUUUGACAAAAAUGGUGGUAAAAUCCUAGAGGGCGCUGCGAACAUCGUCACCUUCUCGGAAGAUGAGUUGAGGAAGAUCACAAACAACUUCUCGAAAGAUCGUCAAAUUGGAAGAGGUGCCUUUGGCAUGGUCUACAAAGGCACCACCGAUGACAACAAGCGAGUCGCGGUUAAACGACCCAUAGUAGAAGGAGAGAAAUCCCGGCAAGGGGGUGAAUUCGUCGACGAGAUCAUCUUCCAAUUCGCCAUCAGCCACACCAACAUUGUGCGCCUCGUUGGGUGCUGCCUGGAGACGAGCAUCCCCAUGCUGGUAUUUGAGUUCAUCCCCAACGGAAGCCUCUCCGACAUGCUCCACGGUGCCGGCAAGCAAGGCUCUCUUUCUUUGCAGAUGCGACUUGACAUUGCCAUUGGCUCUGCAGAAGCUCUCACCUACAUGCACUCACAUGAUGCCGGACACAACAACCGCAUCCACGGGGACGUGAAGUCUGGAAACAUCCUGCUCGACGACGACCUCAACCCCAAGGUCUCGGACUUUGGGUCGUCCAAGCUCGUGUCCAUUGCUAGCAGGUAUGCCAAAUGGGCGGUGUCAGGGGACAUGAGCUACAUUGACCCGGUGUACAUCAACACUGGUUCUUUCACGGAGAAGAGCGACGUGUACAGCUUCGGCGUGGUACUCCUGGAGCUCAUCACCAGAAAGAAGGCCAGGUAUGACGGGUGCAACAGCCUCCCCAUGAACUUUGUAAAGACUUGCAAGAAGGAGGGCAACGGAUGGAAGAUGUAUGACAGAGACAUCUUCUCUGGUGAGGAUGCUCAGACGUCUCAACGUUACAUUGAGUGCCUCGACAGGAUAGGCGCGUUGGCUGUCCGAUGUCUCAAGGAAGAUGUGGAGGAGAGACCAACCAUGGCAGAGGUGGUGGAAAAGCUUAAGCAAGUGAAGUUAAUAGCCUUCGGAAACUCAGGCUCAGAGGCGAGAUGAAAUCAGGAAGAAGGAAGCAAAUUAAGCAUACACGGUCAGCAUUAAUGCUCUGCAUCAAGAGUUGAGCUUUAUUACCAGUCCUUUAAUUUGUUAUUGUUAAGUUGAUUAUAUGAAUUCAGUAGUUAGUUCCAUUUUCCUGUAAUUGGUAUUAGUGGUUCCAGAAAAAUCCUCCAUGUCUGGGAUUUGAACUAUAGUAUAUAGUAUAUGUGGGUUCCUGCUUCCCCAAAUAAAGAUACUAAUUUUAUGAAAAUAAAUAUGUAUAUUAAUUGUA
Messenger RNA from Setaria italica (foxtail millet), 2530 nucleotides. RefSeq names its product wall-associated receptor kinase 4. Gene Ontology annotation, molecular function: polysaccharide binding; protein serine/threonine kinase activity; ATP binding. Gene Ontology annotation, biological process: protein phosphorylation; cell surface receptor signaling pathway. NCBI's taxonomy places the organism in Eukaryota, Viridiplantae, Streptophyta, Magnoliopsida, Poales, Poaceae. Gene Ontology annotation, cellular component: plasma membrane. Bases 19 to 2259 code for a protein of 746 amino acids. The transcript is spliced from 4 exons. The record is from RefSeq and is a predicted model, not a curated record.